AUGGCGGUUACGAUCCGAAUAUACGGCAUUCUCUUACUCUCUUUCCUCUUGUUUUCCACUCUUCGCGCCUUCUAUCUUCCCGGUGUCGCUCCUCGCGAUUUCCAGAAGGGUGAUCCGCUUUACGUUAAAGUGAACAAAUUAUCGUCCACGAAGACUCAACUUCCAUAUGAUUACUACUAUCUGAAUUACUGUAAGCCUCCUAAGAUCUUGAACACCGGAGAAAAUCUGGGGGAGGUUCUCAGAGGAGAUCGAAUUGAGAAUUCGGUUUACACGUUUGAAAUGUUGGAGGAUCAGCCCUGCAGAGUAGGUUGCCGUGUUAAAGUCAAUGCUGAGUCUGCGAAAAAUUUCAGGGAAAAGAUUAAUGAUGAAUACCGAGCUAAUAUGAUUCUUGAUAAUCUUCCGGUAGCUGUUCUUAGACAAAGAAGAGAUGGGAUUCAAUCAACCACUUAUGAACAUGGUUUCCGUGUUGGCUUCAAAGGGAGUUAUGAAGGGAGUAAAGAGGAAAAAUACUUUAUCCAUAACCACUUGAGUUUCCGAGUCAUGUACCAUAGAGACGAAGAGACUGAUUCUUCUCGAAUUGUUGGUUUUGAGGUGACUCCUAACAGUAUGUUGCAUGAAUACAAAGAAUGGGAUGAAAAAAAUCCUCAGCUGACAACAUGCAACAAAGACACAAAGAAUCUGAUCCAAAGCAACACUAUUCCUCAAGAAAUCGAGGAAGGAAAAGAAAUUGUGUUUACAUAUGAUGUCACCUUUAAGGAGAGUGACAUCAAAUGGGCUUCGCGAUGGGACACAUACUUGCUAAUGAACGAUGAUCAGAUCCACUGGUUUUCUAUCAUAAACUCGCUUAUGAUUGUCCUUUUCCUCUCUGGAAUGGUAGCGAUGAUCAUGAUGAGAACUCUUUACAAGGAUAUUUCAAACUACAACCAGCUCGAAACCCAAGACGAGGCUCAAGAAGAAACUGGAUGGAAACUUGUCCACGGAGAUGUCUUCAGGACACCCUCGAACUCUGGAUUACUUUGUGUUUACGUCGGCACAGGUGUUCAGAUAUUUGGUAUGGCCCUUGUGACAAUGAUGUUUGCAUUGCUUGGCUUCUUAUCUCCAUCCAACAGAGGAGGGCUCAUGACUGCUAUGGUUCUCUUAUGGGUGUUCAUGGGCAUAUUCGCCGGUUACUGUUCUUCCCGUCUCCACAAAAUGUUCAAAGGGAACGAGUGGAAACGAAUCACCUUGAAGACUGCAUUCAUGUUUCCUGGUAUCCUCUUUGCAAUCUUCUUCGUUCUCAACACACUCAUUUGGGAAGAACAGUCAUCUGGAGCCAUUCCCUUUGGUACAAUGUUUGCUCUGGUCUGUCUCUGGUUUGGAAUCUCUGUCCCACUAGUCUUCAUUGGUAGCUACCUCGGUUACAAAAAACCAGCAAUCGAAGACCCGGUUAAAACAAACAAGAUCCCGAGACAGGUGCCAGAGCAACCUUGGUACAUGAAACCUUGCUUUUCAAUACUUAUUGGAGGAAUCCUUCCAUUCGGAGCAGUCUUCAUCGAGCUCUUCUUCAUCUUAACAUCGAUCUGGCUCAACCAGUUCUACUACAUCUUCGGUUUCCUCUUCAUCGUGUUCUUGAUCUUGAUCGUGACCUGCGCAGAGAUCACAAUCGUCCUCUGCUACUUCCAGCUCUGCAGUGAAGAUUACAACUGGUGGUGGAGAGCUUACUUAACAUCAGGCUCAUCCUCAGUCUACCUCUUCCUCUACUCCGUUUUCUACUUCUUCACGAAGCUUGAGAUCACAAAGCUGGUUUCCGGGCUGCUCUACUUUGGGUACAUGAUCAUCAUCUCUUACUCGUUUUUCGUGCUAACCGGCUCAAUUGGUUUCUACGCAUGUUUCUGGUUUGUUAGGAAGAUAUACUCCUCAGUGAAGAUUGACUGA
Molecule: messenger RNA, 1914 nt
Organism: Microthlaspi erraticum
Lineage: Eukaryota; Viridiplantae; Streptophyta; Magnoliopsida; Brassicales; Brassicaceae
Source: the annotation of a GenBank genome assembly